Molecule: messenger RNA, 1266 nt
Organism: Geosmithia morbida
Lineage: Eukaryota; Fungi; Ascomycota; Sordariomycetes; Hypocreales; Bionectriaceae
Exons: 1
Coding region: 1-1266 (421 amino acids)
Source: RefSeq, a predicted model, not a curated record
AUGUCAGACUUCAAAUCUGCACGCCGACGCACAAACAGCACCGCCUCAUCCCUGAGGGCCGGUCACGCCCGCGGCGUCUCCCGCCAAGUGGUCCAGGCCAGGUCGAGCCACACAUCCGACGACUUCCUCAAGCCCUUCCUAUCGGCCUCGUUCGACCCGGCCUCGUUCCUAAAUGGAAACCUGCCACCCUUGCAGCAGCGCUCGGCCUUAGCGAGCGCCAGCCUCGACGGCCCCUCGUCCAGCAGCACGGCCGAGCUGUCGUCCCAGGCGCAGGCCCUGCUCAACCAGCUCAACGCGCACACGACGCGGCUGACGACGACGCUCACGUCGAUCACCGACGAGAUCCUGCGCAGCGGGAGCCGUCUGGCAUACGAGGUGGAGCUUCUACGGGGCGAGACGCUCAGCCUCACAGAGACCAUGAAUGAGACGCUGCAUGAAGAUAUCGCGCUGUUCGUACCGAGGGGCCUACAAGCUGAGAUUGAGGACCUCGACAACAAUGGACAGCAUCAGCAGGGGGAGGACAGUGGUGGUGAGCAGCAGCAGCAGCAGCAGAGAGGCCCGGCCGAGGUAUCCAAGGUUGACGACCCCCUCGAGCCGUCUCAUAUCAAGCAGCUUCGGACCCUCAAGCUGGUGCGCGAACGACUCGAUUCGGUCAUCAAGACCUUUGGCGACGCGAUGGAAUUCCCCUUCCCCCCGUCGGAGCUGUCGGUCGGGUCGUCGUUCCUGUCCGUGUCGGCGCCCGAGCCCGGGUCCCAGCAGCAGCAGAGCCUGGAGGACAAGGGGCAGGAGGUGACCAGGAAGCUGCGCGAGGAGGUGGCGACUCUGCUGUCGUCGUCGUCGUCGUCUUCAUCUCCGUCCCAGGAUGACCCCGUGGAGGGCGUGGCCAGGGCCGCCCAGCGCGUGGAGGAGCUCAAGGAGUUGACGACGCUGUGGAAGGGGACGGCCGAGGAGAAGGGCCGCACGCGCUUCAUCGAGAGCCUGGCCAAGAUGGUCGAGGACAGGCACAGGGAGCUCAUGAGGGAGAUGGAGCAGGCUGCGAGGCGGGACGAGCAGAGACUCGACGUCGGUGGGGGGAGACCCAGGAAGAAUAGCGCUGCCUCGUCUCUCAGGUCAGCCGAUGCGACAUCAUCAGCUACGGGGACUACGACGACGACGACGACGACGACGACGACGACGACGACGACGACGACGACGGCUGAGGACAGGUCGCUUCCCGGCGGGUUCGGGUUGCUCAGCCAACUGCAGAGGCUACGGGGUGGUCUGUGA